AAGGCAGCCAGGUCGACGAGGGUGCGGUCCGACUUUGAAUUCGGUGACAUUCUCGGCGAGGGGUCCUACUCGACCGUCAUUCAGGCGUGGGACCUGCUCUCCAUUGACCAGUCUAGGCCUGCCUCGGCAGGCAGCGGUGGCGUCCACACACCGUCUUCGCAGGGUGCCAAGGUCUAUGCCGUCAAGAUUCUCGACAAGGUCCACAUCCUCAAGGAAAAGAAGCAAAAGUACGUCAAUGUCGAGAAGGAGGCGCUCAGCCUCCUCAUCAGGCAUCCGGGCGUCAUUACGCUCUACUGGACGUUUCAGGAUUCAAAUUCUCUCUACUUUGUGCUGGAGCUCGCGCCCAAUGGCGAGCUGCUGAGCUUCAUCAAGAAGCUGGGCUCGUUUGACAAGGCCUGCAGCCGCUACUAUGCUGCCCAGUUGCUCGACACAAUCGAGGGCAUCCACGCCGCCGGCAUUGUGCAUCGAGACAUCAAGCCUGAAAACGUGCUGCUCGACGGUGAGAUGCGCGUCAAGGUGACGGACUUUGGUUCGGCCAAGAUCAAGAAGAAGGGUCCCAACAAGCCAGCGACGGCGACUCCCGCAGCCAACGAGGAGCAAGAGAGGGCCAGCUCAUUUGUGGGCACGGCAGAAUACGUGUCGCCGGAGCUGCUCACGGACAAGUCGGUGACGGAGCGGUCAGACCUGUGGGCGUUUGGCUGCGUCGUCUACCAGAUUGUCUGCGGUCGACCUCCGUUCAAGGGCGUGAGCGAAUACCAGACGUUUCAGAAGAUCAUCAAGGGCGACUAUGAAUUCGUAGACGCGUUCCCAGAGGAUGCGAAGGAUCUCGUCCAGGGUUUGCUGCAGUUGGAUGCAGCUAAGCGGUUCAGCAUCGACGAGAUGAAAGGGCACAAGUUCUUUGAGGGUGUCAAUUGGAAGGGCAUCUGGAAGGAGCCGGCGCCAGAGCUCAAGGUGGGCAUAUACGCGAGACCGCAGCCGAUCAGGUCCGCCAAUGCAUCCCAGUCGAGCGCCUUCGAGGGCAUCGCGUGGGUGCCCCUGUCGCAGCACCUGUCCAUCGGAAGCGCCAGCACUUCGAGCGGGGCUGGCAACGACGCGACGGUUCGCGCCUCCAAAUCCUCUCGAACGCCCCUUUUCACCACCUCAACUACCGCCCCUGACGACAGGACGUUUGCCUCGUCGGCAGCAGACAUGAGCUGGGCUGCGUUGCUGCUGCCUCACGAAGCCUUGCUUUAUGCUGCACCCAUCCUUCAUCGCCAGGCGGGUGCUUUUAGGACAAACAGCAAGAAGCGCCAGCUGCUUUUGACAGACUUCCCAAGACUCCUCUGCGUUAAGGAGACCAAUGAUCAGCUCAAGGUCAAGAGCGAGGUCAUCUUGGCCGUUCCUGCUUUCUUGAGCGCGAGCAUUCCCUUUUCUGGGCCCAACUCAGCAAUGGGCCGUCCUCCAACAAUUCGCAAGACGAUGUCGUCGCGAACAACCUGGCCGCCGAGGGACUCUCUGCCUUCGGCUAUCUCCUCGUCGCUCCGUCGUCGUGACUCCUCUUCAUCGCCAGCAGCAGCUGCGCCCGACCCUUCCUCGCCGAACACCUCCACCACGACGUCCAUAAAAGCUUCCAAUGCAGCAGCAGAUCUCUUGCCAAACUUCCUGAGCGGACUCGAUCAAAAGGGCGCAAGGACAUUCAUCGUUCAGACGCCUGCAAGAAGCUACGUCUACGAAGAUCCGAGCGGCGAUGCCAACCAGUGGAUCCGCAGCAUCACCAAUGCGGUCCAA
This is a messenger RNA of Acaromyces ingoldii, 1767 nucleotides long. RefSeq names its product Pkinase-domain-containing protein. Gene Ontology annotation, biological process: peptidyl-serine phosphorylation; intracellular signal transduction. The annotation marks the transcript as partial. Gene Ontology annotation, molecular function: ATP binding; protein serine/threonine kinase activity. Lineage: Eukaryota; Fungi; Basidiomycota; Exobasidiomycetes; Exobasidiales; Cryptobasidiaceae. The record is from RefSeq and is a predicted model, not a curated record. The transcript has 6 exons.